CUAGGACCAGGCACUGUGCUUAGCGCGGUGGGGGCUGCUCACACGGAGGGGGGGUACUUUCCCUGGAGGAGGAGGAGAUUGUAGUCUGGAGGGUGGCCACAAACUUGUAUUAUAUUCAGAUUUAAUGAAUAUUUACUGAAUACCUGUUCACAUGUAAUGUCACAUACUCCUUACAAUAAUCCUCUAAUAUAAUUAGUUCGCAUUUACAUGUAAGAGAAAUGAGGCUUCAAGGAGUCACCCCACUGGCCUGCAAGUUCAGGGUUCCUCAAUGCAAACCCAACAUGUCACAUUGCCAUUAAAUAAAAAUUCACAUGGGGAUUGAGGAGAGAGGAGUAGGCACUCAGCAAUUCUCUAGAUCCCUUUAAAAUGUGAUUCCCACCGUUCAGGAAAGAAGAGGAUGCAGUGUUCCAAUAAUACUUGCGCAGCACUGAGUGGGGCAGAAGUAUAAGGAAAACCACUUGCUUUCCAGGAGCCUGUGUCCUGGUACUCCCUGGGGUCUUCUGGUUGAGUUUCACCUAUCCUCAGGAACAGUAAAUAAUAAUCAUAGCCAGUAACGUUUAUUGAGCACUUAAGUGCUGAGUGUUGGGCUAAGCUGGUUCAUAUGCGUUUUCUCUUUUAAUGCUCAAGGCAACCCCCAGAGAUUAGUGUUAAUUUCCCUUUAUAGAUAAGGAAACAGAUUAACUUGCUCAAGGUCAUCCAGGUAGAUCAGGGACUUGAACAUAGGUCUGUUUGUCUCCAGACUUUAGGCUCUGCAGAUGGCCUUUCCUUUGUUCUACAGAGUAUAUAUACAGGUCCAGCUGGUUUUGCUUCUUACUGUAGAAAUAAAUGUCCCCACUUCAGCUUCUGAAUAAGCCUUUUAGUAUAUCAGUGUCAGGCACAUCAAUAUGACCUCAUCAGCACCAUUAAUGGUUAUUAAGCAUUCACCCUGAAUCAACAACCCAUUCACAGGCAUAUUGUUAGCUCCCUUUUAUCAUUGAACACUCUGAGGUUCAAAUAGGUAAAAAAGUUAAAAUAAUAUAUCCAAGACCACAUAGUUGGGAAAAUGGCAGAGCUGAGAUUCUAGCCUAGGCCACAGUCACCUUUUCUGUGAGAAAUAGUGUUGUAAUAGCAUCCUUCCCAAGACUGACCAUUUGGGGACCAUGUUCUGUAUAUGUCUAAGUGCAAGUUACCACUGAGUCAGAAAUGAUCCUCAUUACUAAUAAAUGGGGCUCCCCAUCCACUUAGCCAGUGUUCACCUCAGUGUUCACCUCAGUGUAAAUCAUCAAGAAAGAAGAGGGCUGGGGUUUAGCUCAGUGGCACCUCGCCUGCCUUGCAAGCACGGACAAAGGGGCAAAUGGUAAUGAGAAAUCUAGAUAGUAAUAUAGCAUCCCAUUAGAGCAAAACAAGUAAUUUGAGGAGGAAAUCAAAGAAAAGAAAAAGAUUAGAUGGAAACACGGGGAAACUGAGGUCCAGUGUGAUAAUGUCCAUGGGGUGAGGUGAGUGAACCCAAAAGAGGAACCCAGGAUGGGAAAAGAUGGGGGCAACAGGAAAUGGGAACAAAGUAAGGAGGUGUCUUGUGAACUGAGGUUGGUGAAUGCCCAGGGCCACUUCCUGUAUCUUUAGGCCCUCACAGGGACCUUUGCCCCACCACACCCCAGCCCUGACAGCCUUCCUCUGCCAGGACUAAUUUAUUCUUGCUCUGAAUUACCUAUCCCCUAAGGAGUCCCAGAACGAAGCAAGGUCCCUUCUUUUUGGAGUAGCUGCUUCAGACUAGGAAGCACCCAGCCUUCAUGGUCAAGAAAGCCCCCAUGGAGGAUAGAGCUGAUCAGCAAGAACAGGAGAGACCCAGUCUUCGUCUGGAAAAGCUACAGGACUGGGCAAGGCACAGGCAAAGUGCACACCUCUUGGUGCUGGCGGUGAAUCAGCUAUGGCUGGCAGUAGUUGUGGUGCCCUUUGCUGUCUCAGUCGCCUGCCUGAACUCUGCUUGUCACAUGGCCACAGCACUGCCACUUGCACCUGGAGCCUCAGGUCUCCUUACAGGAAUUGUCACCCUUGAGCUACGAAGAGCACCUCGCCUGUGGAAGGUUCGGGCCAUGAUGAUAUCGAACACCUUCAACCUCAUCUUGGGCUUCAUUGCGCUGGUGGUGGAGGUGAUGAAGACAGCCUUGGGGCCUGCCUCUACUGCCCACUCUCAGCCGGCAGGCUUGCUGGUGCUCGAACUCAGCGCUGAGGCCUUCACCACAGGAGGAGUGCUGAUCUCAGCAUAUGCCCUACUGUUGCUGAACCAGAGAAAGCCAGGAUGCUUCAGGAACCAGAGUCUGCACUACCAGGAGCUGCAGGAGGGCCUCUCAGAGGUGGAGGAGGUUCCCAGUUUGGAGAAUGGUCCCAAUGCAGCCAGCAUAGAAAAUGGAACAAACGAGUGUGCCAGCGAGGGGAAGCAGACAGAUGCUACUGCCCUUCAACCCUAAAGGUCCACUGCCCAGAUGCUCUGCUUCUCACCCCACCAAACUCAGAAGCUAACCAGACUCCCUGGCACAUGCAUAAUGUCCUCUUCCCUUCUGCGCUGCAUAAACAUAUACCAAGGCGAGAGACCUCCUUCCCAUUCUUAUCUUCCUUUCCCACUGCCUCUUCGCACAGCUUCAUUUCUGCCUCAUCUCGCUGUCUUUCCGUCCAUCAUUCACAAUUUCAUUCGCUCCAGGUCCGGAUUCCUACACACACCAACCCUGCAUCCACAUCCCUUCGACCCAGGUCCUGGUUAGACUAGCAGAGACUAUAAGUCCCAGGAUGCCCAGCUACCCCGUGGCCUGCUGGGAAAUAAAGAGCCUUCCCUUCCCUUCCCUCCGAGGCGGGGGAGCUGUGCAUCUGCUGAGUGACGCGAGGAGCUGGAAGUCAGGUCCUCACCGAGGAUCCUCGGACGCGACCACUGGCCCGCGUGGGGGGAGGAGGCGGGCGGGCAGCCCCGCACAGGGGCGCCAACACCGCAACCUUGAAACGUACGGCUGACUCUGCCCCACACCACUCUGGCCAGCAGCUUCGGAGCCGGCGAGGGCUGGGGGCUGGCGCUUGGCAGAACUGGCGACCCAGGGGCAGGCGCCGCGCCCCCUCGCACGAGUGCCCAGGUCCAAGGUCCUGAGACUUGGAGCGCGCGCGAGAAAGGGGUUGGAGAUGAUGACUCAGAAUCGCGGGGCCUUACUCGUUCCCCUCCCCCGUGGCCUGGGCCCGGUGGGCAGGCGAGUGGGCCUGGCAGGCAGGGGGAGGGACGUGGCGACCCGACCUAAGACUUUCCCGCCUCUUGCGAGCAAGCCGGUGUGACGAGCCCGCGUUGCCGCCGCCCUUAACGAGGCGGGAGCGGCACUGCGCAGGCUCACCCUCUCGGCAGCUCCGGGAACCUUUGAUCCCUGGCUGCGGUCCGGUUGCUGAAGCUCAGGUUGCACUCAACCCCCCACCAUUUAUGACCUUUGCAAAUGUAGGAAGAUGACGAGUUCGGGUGGGCUUGGGGAAAGCCCAGGAAAACUGGGAGUCCCAAUAGCACCAGCCGGGCAGAAAUUAGAAAUUGACCAGAGCUGGAGUACUAAGAG
Molecule: messenger RNA, 3557 nt
Organism: Heterocephalus glaber (naked mole-rat)
Lineage: Eukaryota; Metazoa; Chordata; Mammalia; Rodentia; Bathyergidae
Gene: Tmem253
Product: transmembrane protein 253
Source: RefSeq, a predicted model, not a curated record